Messenger RNA from Lytechinus variegatus (green sea urchin), 1533 nucleotides. Its product is annotated as riboflavin transporter RibJ-like. Gene Ontology annotation, molecular function: monocarboxylic acid transmembrane transporter activity. Gene Ontology annotation, biological process: transmembrane transport. The transcript is spliced from 4 exons. NCBI's taxonomy places the organism in Eukaryota, Metazoa, Echinodermata, Echinoidea, Temnopleuroida, Toxopneustidae. The record is from RefSeq and is a predicted model, not a curated record.
UGAACACCCCUCUUCUAAGGCGGUUCUCUGUCCGUCAGGUAGUCAUGGCUGGUGGCCUGAUUGGAUCACUAGGUCUCAUCUUAUCAGCCUUUGCAAUGACAGGAUCUCUCUUCGCUGCAGCUGUAUUUAUGUUUGGAAUCGGCUUUAGCACAGUGGUUUUACCAGCAAACUCCAGUCCUGUGGACUAUUUCCCUGAUCUGUUUGAAAUCGCCUCAAGCAUCAACCUGACUGGUGGAGGUGUCGGUCUUAUGAUUCUACCGCUUCUCUUUGAGGUCUUUGUCACCAGCUAUGGUUGGAGGGGUGCCUUGAUGCUCCUAGGAGCCAUUAAUCUUAAUACACUCGUGAGUGGCGCCCUCUUAGAACCAGUCCCAAAGGCAGUGGAGUCAGCAGCAGGAGAAUUGCCCCUGGAUAACACUAUGGAUGUGACGGAGAGGGAGAGGAAAAGGGAUCAAAGUGGACAUUGUUCAUCAGAAGGAGCAUGUGGGAGUGUAGAAGAAGGAAACGGUACAACUGAUUUUCAUGUUGAUUCAGAAGGUGGGACAAAUGAUCUGAUACAUCAUGAUCAAGCUGGCAAUGGUAAUUUGAGACACUCUGUAAACACCAACACCAAUUGCAAAUCAGAUGGCAAAGUUCUUAUACAUCGCAUCAGCGAUACCGAAGAUGCAGCCCCCAAUGGCUAUACAACAGGCUUGGGCUCAGAAGUGGAAAACUCGGACAGCAAACAUCAUCACGAGCUAGAAGCAUCGUACAAUACAGGCUCCAACAGCAUAUCUGUCAAAGAGGCAAUCGCCUCUGAGGACUUUCCAAAAGACAACCCAAAUCGGACGCGUUCAGGAAGAUGAUGGUGCCACAGCAUUGCCGAGUUAUUUGACCUCUACAUCUUCAAGGAUCACCCAGCUUUCUUUGGCAUCUGCCUUGCAACGAUCCUCUUCGGAGUCUCCUAUGAUGGUUGGGUUCUAUUUGUUAUUCCUAAUGCAGAAGCAAAGGGCUUUGACUCACAGAUGUCAGUCUAUGUUGCCACAGCCGGCGGCGUCGGGAAUAUAUUCGGACGCUUUUGCAUUGGCUUCUUCACAGCCAAGAAGUUCAUUCCUAACGAGGUCUCAUAUCUCAUCAUGAACGUAUUAUCUUCAGUCGCGUUUUUCAUCAAUUACGGUGCCACUACUUUCUGGUUUCUGUCUCUGCUGUCUUUUUUAAAUGGUUUUUCUCUAGGAGCCAAGACAUCGCUGCAGUUCAUCAUUGUUAAUGGUUGUGUUGCCACUGAGAGGUACAAGGCAGCUGUCUCUAUGCUUCUUGUCUCUCUUGGUAUUGGGUUUCCAAUUAGUGGCGCCCUCUUAGGUGGUAUAUAUGACAGGACAAAGUCAUAUAACAUUUCAUUCUGUGUUAUAGGGCUUAUUGAUGUCAUCUGCGGGAUUCUCAUAACAGCACCUCUGAUAGCAGCAGUUAUAAGGAGACGAAAGAGCAGAGAUUCCUCACCAAGGGAAGUAUCUAUUUAACCCUCAAAGACAUUGCCCCGGGAAUCCUUGAAGACAUUGC